This is a messenger RNA of Sparassis crispa, 249 nucleotides long. RefSeq lists its product as hypothetical. The record is from RefSeq and is a predicted model, not a curated record. Bases 1 to 249 code for a protein of 82 amino acids. NCBI's taxonomy places the organism in Eukaryota, Fungi, Basidiomycota, Agaricomycetes, Polyporales, Sparassidaceae. The transcript is spliced from 2 exons.
AUGGCACGAUACCAAGGUAGAAGGCCCAGAUCACCGUCCUCUCCACCUACAUUCGCGCUAUUGUCAGUCGCUAGCCGUACAAUUCGGCUUGAUUGCUUUUGGUUCUUCCUGUCCAGUAUAAAAGGUGCGCUGCAGGCUAGAAGAGAUGUUCCGGUCGUUCACGACUCCCCGGCGAACGUCUCUAGGCUUGAUUCCUGGCUCCGGUACUACGGAGUACGAUCGGCCUUUCGCAUAGAGGCUGGGACGUAG